AUGGAAUAUUGCAGCAAGGAAGUUCGAUACAUAUUUGAAGAUAUAUCAAGUGCUAUUGCAUAUUUGCAUAACAUGAAAAUCACUCAUAGAGAUUUAAAACCGGAUAAUAUUGUAUUACAAACACUUGAUUCAUCUCUACAACAUAAACUAAUAGAUUUGGGAUAUGCUAAAGAAUUAGACGAAAAAAGUAUAUCAGAGAGUUUUGUUGGAACUUUGCAGUAUUUAGCACCAGAAAUAUUGCUUAACAAAAGCUACAGUAACUCUGUUGAUUAUUGGUCUUUUGGACUAGUUGCUUUUGAAAUCAUUUGUGGUGUACGACCAUUUUUGCCAAAUAUGUCUCCAGCACAAUGGUUACUACAAAUACAAAAGAAAAAUAGUGACACAAUUUGUAUAUAUCAAGAUAUAGACGAAAAUAAAUCAAUAAUUCAUUGUGAUAAAAUUUAUGCAGAAAAUUUUAUAUCCGGUGCAUUGAAAUCUAAAUUCGAAAAAUGGUUUAAGCUUGCAUUAGAGUACGAUAGUAAACAAAGAGGAUAUGAAAAAAUGAAGCCAGGAUCUCAGAGCAACAGCAUAUUAGAAAAGAAAUGUGUAACAUUUAAUGAUAUUGAAAUUGAUCGAAUUAAUAGGGAAACAAAGUUUUUCACAUUAUUAAACACAGCGCUGAGGGCACUUGGCAAUGAGAGUUAG
Messenger RNA from Ctenocephalides felis (cat flea), 684 nucleotides. Its product is annotated as inhibitor of nuclear factor kappa-B kinase subunit beta-like. Gene Ontology annotation, biological process: tumor necrosis factor-mediated signaling pathway; positive regulation of transcription by RNA polymerase II; peptidyl-serine phosphorylation. The transcript is spliced from 5 exons. Gene Ontology annotation, cellular component: cytoplasm; IkappaB kinase complex. The record is from RefSeq and is a predicted model, not a curated record. The coding region runs from base 1 to 684 and encodes 227 amino acids. NCBI's taxonomy places the organism in Eukaryota, Metazoa, Arthropoda, Insecta, Siphonaptera, Pulicidae. Gene Ontology annotation, molecular function: ATP binding; IkappaB kinase activity.